ACACACACACACACACACACACACACACACACACCUAAAGGACAGUUUAGACAGACCAAUCAACCUAACAGUCAUGUUUUUGGACCGUGGGAGGAAGCCGGAGUACCCGGAGAGAACCCACACAUGCACAGGGAGAACAUGCAAACUCCAUGCAGAAAGAGCCCAGGCCGGGAAUCGAACCCAGCACCUUCUCGCUGCAAGGCAACAGCUCUAACCACUGCGCAGCUCUAAUGCUAUUUACCGGUAAUAACAUAAUCUCGACUCUCCCAUAUUCCAGUCAGAACUGACAAAGCUCCUCGGAUGAGAAGCGAAACGUCUUCAUGAAACCAAAGAAGUCCAUUUGCCUUCAUUUGAAAGGUAUAUUGAAAGGCACCUGCUGCAUAUGAAGCGCUGCUUGCCCUACAACCAGCAGGGGGCACCCUCCACAGUAUUCAGAGUUUCUCGAGCCAAUUAACACUGAUUCUGUUUUUUUUUCUUUUUGCGCACUUUGACCAGGAGACUGGCUGACUUAAACAUCCUGCUCCCAUGGUGCUACUGCUGCUGAAUGCUCACAUUUCUGACUGAAUCUCACCUGAAUGCACCUCGGCGUCCAGCAUCCAUCCAUCCGCAGCAGUUGGAAUAUCAAACCUCCGGUGGGCGCAACGCUGCGCCACCCGCUGUGGACAGUGCGCAGCGGAGCGAUAGGGCGGAUUUAGUUCCCCUUCAACACCGCGUCCACCCCCACCCUUCUCUCCACAUCUCAUCCAUUCAACCCAGCUCUCAGCUCUCUCUCUCUCUCUCUCUCUCUCUCUCUCUCUCUCUCUCUCUCUCUCUCUCUCUCUCUCUCUCUCUCUCUCUCUCUCUCUCUCUCUCUCUCUCUCUCUCUCUCCGUCUCGCUCUCUGGACACACGACGAGCUCGGCCGUGUUUCCCCGUUCACGCACGUGGAUUGGUCCGAUGUAUAAUUUAAGAGCGAAACUUCAGCAACUUUUCCGCUGGAUAUGGCUCCCGGUGUGAGGAGUGAUGGGCGGGCAGGUCACCCUGGAGCGGCGGCGGCGGAUGGACGCCGGUCGCACAAGGCGGACGCCAGGGGGAGGUGUGUAAGGAGCAGACUGCGCGCCGGAACAGCGGCGGGGAUGCUGGCGAACCGUCUGCUGUCUGUGGCACUGCUUCCACUUCUGGUCCGGUGCGCCGUGGCCGCAGAGGAAAGAUCCACCUAUGAUGCAUCCGGCUCUUCACAGUUACAGAGCAUCUCCCCAGUCACCGGUGCUCCUACCCACCCACUGGACGAGCUGUCGGUGGCAGAGGAGGUGCCUUUCCAGGUGGUCCAUUCAGACGGGGACUCAGAGUCUGGGGGAGAAGGUUUGUCAGGACGGCCCGCCUUUUCCUCCGUCCUAACAGUGAUGGCGGGAACUGUUAAACAUCCUGUGAGCCUUGAUCAAAGCAGAACCUUGCCGUCUAUCAGCAAGGAUGAGACGUACACCACCCAAUGGCCUUCACAUGGCUCCAGCCGAGGCUCAGAUGAAUCCUCUUCAUUGUUGUCUGUGGGAGAUGGCUUCAGAACGAGCUCAGGUCUGAAAUUCAGCAUAUCUCAGAAAUACACCACACGCCUUGGGGUUGUUGGGUCAGAUGUCUCCAGGCCAUCCCAUGAUUCAUUUAUGGAUGGAUGGAAGAAUCUCUCAUCAUUUCCAUUUUUAUCCCAGACAUCAGUGUCACCACCAGCUCCAUCCUCAUCCUCUGUGCCAUCACUCCUGUUCUCUUUUCUGUCUUUGUCCACUGAGCGGAGGAACAAAGCUGCUCCAUCCUGGGGUCAGGAGGCUGUGUCCAGUCUUUCUCCUCAGACCGAGACAGAUACAUUACCGUCUGCAGAGCCUCGGGGUUGGACAGACAGUCUAACAACUGCAGAACCCACCUCACAUACAGCGGUUGACCCACAUCCUGUUACACCAGGAACACAAACUGCCACAAGCAAACCAGCAUACUUUCAAAGUGAAGCCAGCACGAAAAAGAGCAGUGAAAGGACAAAACAAUCUCCGUAUUCGUCAGUGGGUAAAAUCCCUGAAAAAUACACAAAGACUACAAACAAAAAUACUGUCUCUGAACCAAAAAACAGCACUUUUGUUUCACAUCCUACCCCAAACAAUAGUGUAAGUCUCUCAUAUGAACCCUCUCACAUUCAGAAAAAGAACUUGAACUCUGUAUCCAGCGAUAAUCUUGGAAGCAGCUCUUCAUUUACGUCCAAUCAAGAGCGUCAAGCUGUUGGAAGGCAGCAGGGAGCUUCUCAGAAUCCCCCAUCAGCACCGCUGUCUACCCAUGCUGAAGAGCCAGACGUGGACGGGUUAACCUCUGGAACAUCCAGACCGGUUGUGCUCACUUUGCCCAAAGAGAAAGAGGCCAGUCUAGCCCCCUCUCACUCAGACAGGAUCAUCCUUUCUGCUGAGCCCAUUGAGGGGACCUCUCAGGUAUCACUGCUGACCCCCCAGAUGGACACCACAAAGGCCUCUGCAAAAAGUACCACCACAAAUGUAGCUUCAACCCCAGGACACCCCACCACCACUACACCUUACUUAAAGGUGACGAGGCAGUCAGCAACCACACCACAGCCCAUGCCUGUGACCAGAAGAACCACAACUACCACCACCGUCAGGACUUACACCAGCAGAAGAACGAUCACAUCGCCCAUCCAAAGAACAAGCCCCCCGAGGGGGGUCACCUCCAUCUUCAUCUCCCCUUUCACCACAACCACCGAAGCGCCACCGCCGCAGUGCAACAUCACUGAGAGACUGUGGCUGAAAACUGUUGUGUCAAUCUACGUGAGGAGGAACCGACUGGAUAGCAUUCAGAGGCAGAACUUACGAAGGGGACUAAGUCAAGGCCUCAGGAAAGCUCUGAAUGACACAUCGGCCCAAGCACAGGUGGAGACAGUUUUCGGUUCUCCCAACAUGACUGUGGCGUACCAUGUGACAGGAGGAGAUGUAGUUUACCCUCCAUCCGUAGUGGUGGAGGGUUUGACAUCCUACGGUCGUGAUAAGCUGAUUGCAGACCUGCGACAAUACCUCCCCUUGGUGACAGCGUUGCCUCUUCCUGUUGCGUUGUGGAGACCGUGCCCCGCCACCGGCUUCCAGUUGAAAACAGUGUUACAGUUUGUGGGAGCAGGUGACGAUCCCCGAUCCUGUCGCUUCUCUCAGAUGAUGGAACAGAGACUUGAGAGGGUGUUUUCUGAGGCGCAGGCCAAAGUCUUUAAAGCUAAAAGUCAACUAUCAGUUCAGGUGCUGAGUGUCUCUCAGGCAGCAGGCUCUCCUGCUGUGUCGUUAGUGUACACUGUAAAGAAUGGGAGUGUUUAUCUUAACGGAACAGCUGCCUCCAACCUUCUUGGUCAGCUUUCUGCUGAGCUAGUGGGCUACUUCCUCUUCUAUCCACCACUUAUCAUUGCAGAACCACUUGAAUAUCACAAUCUCAACACAUCUGUGGCAACAAGGGACUUCUGGGUUGUUACAGUGAUCCAGGAUGUUGAUAACGCCAGCCUGGAGGGACAGUACCAAAGCUUCGCCAGUCUAAUGGAGCAGCGUCUGGCUGAAUUGUUCGUGUUGGCGAGCCAGCAGGGCACUCGCUUGCGACGUGCCACGGCUGUGGGCAGCUUCACCGUCCAGAUGGUGAGCAUCCGCAGAGUCUCUGGGUUAAAGAAUCCAGCAGAGAUGACUUACUACGUUCAACACAAUGGCAUCCCCUUAUCAGGUACUUCUGCUGCAAAAGUCCUGAACACGGUGGAUUCUCAGACCAUGGCGCUCACACUGGCUUACUUCGUCCAGCUGCAAGCAGAGCCCGUGGUCAAGACUCCCCCUAAUAACCUGUGGAUAAUUGCUGCAGUGUUGGCCCCGAUUUCACUGGUAAUACUCACUAUAAUCAUCAUCACUGCCGUGCUGUGCAGGAAGAAUAGGAAGGAUUUUAAAGCCGAUGCCAUCGGUAACCUCAAUCCCCGAGCCAAGAUGGCAUACCGGAGAGAUGUGAGCUAUUAUCACCAGCCGGUGCAGGGGUUUGACUACGCCAAGCAACACCUAGGACAGCAGGGAGGAGAUGAGGAGACGCUGCCCAUCAGCCAGGACACUUUAGUGAUGUCCCUACAGAUGCGGGACACGUCACUGUCACUAGAGAAAGCUCUGCAACAAGAUGGGAUGACCAACAAAAGAAGCCUCACAACUGAAACACACAGAAGCAAAUUGCCAAGUGAAGACGGUUCCGUCAUCAGCAACGAAUCAGAGAAGCCUAAUCCCGGCAGGGGACUGUCUGUGUCGAAAGUCACAGCGCAGCAGAAACUGACAAAGGAGGAGACCCGGACACGGGACGAUCCAUACGAUUCCUCCUCUGGUUCCCUGCAGCUCGUUUCCAUAAGGCCCGUGACGGCUCAGACUAACGGCUCCCAGCUGGUAUCUUCUGACCGCAGUAAGGACUCUGUCCUCGCCAAUGGAGAGGUUAUCUUGGCGUUAAAGCAGAAAUCAGACAUAGAGCACUACAGAAACAAGCUGAGGCUGAAGGCCAAGAAGAAGGACUAUUACGAUUUCCACUCCACCAAUGGCAGCAGCAACGGGGGUCAAGCCCUGAUGCAAAAACAGCAGAACGGCUAUGAGAGGGAAGCCGGUUCUCACGGCAGACCUCUGGAGCCUGAUGAUGAGCGAGGUUCCACAUAUGUCAAGUCUCACAGGAGACAAUCCCAGGUAGGGCAGAUGGCCUAUCGCAGCAGACAAAGCUUAAGCAGUCCGAGCCCUGGAGGAACAGAGAUGGACCUGCUCGUAAUGAGAGAGAGGCCCAGAAAAGGCAUCCGCAACAGUGGCUAUGAUACUGAGCCUGAGCUAAUUGAGGAGACGAACGUCGACCAUCUCAUGGGGCCGCGGAGGUACACGUUCGGUCGAGGAUUAAAAGGCCACUCGGAGACGUCCACUUUGAGCUCCCAGCCAUCCAUCGACGAAGUGCGACAGCAGAUGCACCUGCUGCUGGAGGAAGCUUUCAGCCUGGCUUCUGGGGGGCAGUCCACAACCGGAAGGCACCCCCACCACCAGCAACACCCCUCUGAUCACUACAGCUCAGCACCGCCUCCUCUGACGUACUCAGACAUGGUGACCAGUGUUCCGGGCACAAUGAGCUCUGGGCGUGGCGGUCUGCAGUGGGUACCAUCCUAUGGAGCAGAUGUGUAUGAGUGCAGCCUGCCUAAACCAGCCUUUCGUUUCACUCAGCUUCCUGAGAUGGCCUUGGCCUCUCCUCCUCCUCUACCGCCUCGCACCGGGCCUCCUCCAAAAACCUCUUUAAGACGUUCUACGUCUGAUUUGGGGCCUAAGGGAAGAAGCUCGGAAACAUCUGUCACUGAAAUGCGGAGUCAACAUGAGAGCAACCCAUAUGGGCCAACAGUUAGAGCAGCCCUUCCACCUAUUGCUGCAGAACAGCCUGUGACAAACUACUCAGGAAACCCAAUAACUGCUGUGUAUGCCAUUCCAGCCACCAGGCCUGGCUGCUCAGAGUACUUUGUCCCAACAUCACCCACAUCCUACCACAGUCCCUCUUGGAUGUCCUAUCCACCAGAACCUGAAGAUGUUCCACCACAGUGGGCAGACUCUGUACCCUUACCCGGGUAUGUGGAGGCUUUCCCUAAUCCCCUACCAAAGGGAAGCCCCUGCAGGCUCCCGCUGCAGUACAAACAGACUCUGGAGCAGCCACCCACUGCCCCCAGCACAGCGUCUGAUCAAAGUCUGCCCCAAAUGCUGAAGAACAUGGACAGCAUGCCCCUGAGCAGCCUCUCCACCUCUGCACUGGUGCAGGCUAUAAGACAGGAAGUGGCAAAGCUGGCUAAGAAGCAGAAUGACAUGUUUGAGUUUUAAAUUCUGCUCCCACACAUACAGCUGGUUAUCAGUGCUUUGUUCUUCAACAGAGGUGCACCAAAGCCACCGUUUUUAACAUUUUUACUGUCCAACAGAUGGAUCUUUACCUGCUGGUUAGUCAUUUCUUUUUCAAACACAACUGAUGAACUCUUGAAUGAACAGAAACAAAAAUAACUUUGUUCUAAGAAAUCAUCCACACGUCUCUGUAGAUGUGCCAUUAUAGGAUCCACCCAAGGUCAAUAAUGUGCUUUUUUUUCCGAAACAAGGAGAAAAAAGACUUAUUAUUUUGUGAGUUACCAACAAUUGACAAAAAAAAAGUCCACAUUAUUAUCUGUACUGAGAGGACCAAACUCUUCCUGUCAGACCAUGAUGUAAAUGAGCAUGUACAGUUUAAGGACAUCAUGUACCUAAUAUUUUACUGAACACCCCGUUUAAACAAGAUGCGCUCCAUGAGGCUCAUUUAAUCUCAGAUUCAUCUCAUCAAUUAACAAGUUAAAAUCAAAAACUAAUUGACGUUUUACAUUUGUUUACAUGUCUGGAAAC
This is a messenger RNA of Nothobranchius furzeri (turquoise killifish), 6388 nucleotides long. NCBI's taxonomy places the organism in Eukaryota, Metazoa, Chordata, Actinopteri, Cyprinodontiformes, Nothobranchiidae. The record is from RefSeq and is a predicted model, not a curated record.